AUGCCGCGUGACCAGACAGUUUGCAAAUAUUGUGGAGUCAGCUACUUAAUCCUUCACGAGUUCAAGCUUUUAGAAGACAAACUCAAAGCAAUGGAAAAAGAACUGAAAUUUUAUCAAGGUAGCGUAGAACGAGAGAAAACGCUACAAGAAGAACUUCGGCGUCUUAGCCAAGAGCUUGAACAAAGCAAGACUGACAGAGAGUCUGGAGCGGAAAGGCUGCAGAUUAUGGCAUUAAGUCUGAAGGAGAAAGAUCAUGAGCUGGAGCUCUUUACUGAACGGUUUAGACGCUGUGAGCAAGAGCUAGCGGUUGCACAUGGCCAGCAGCAGCUGUUUCGAGAAAAAGCAAAUAAGCAGCAUGAAAAAUUAAUGAAGACAGUGUCACUGCUGAAAUGUCUGCAGUCAGAACAGGCAGCUGUUAAAUAUGAUGUCAGGUUGAUGUUGGAGAGCUUCACAACUCUAAAAACACAUCUUAGCACCCAAGUGGAAGGUACCUUCAAAGCAUUUUCAACAGAAAUAACCAGGCUUAAUGAACACCUUGCCAAAUCCCUGGCAGAAAAUGUGUCCCUCCUAAAUCAGAUGAAAGAUCUAGAAACCAUGGCAGAUUCUUUUGUGCUAACAUCACAGCAACUCCAAGCUUCACAUCAGAUAGAAAACGAGUUGAAAACCAGAUGUCAUCAGCUGCAACAGCAAACAAUGGAUUUACAGCACCAGUUGGAAGCAGUAGGACGCGAUUUCCAGAAGGCAAACAAAGAAUUGGAACACUAUAGGGAAAUCUCCGCAAUGAAAACAAUGGAAGCUGAUGAUUUCCUAAGCAAACUCAGAAGAAUGGAGAGUGAUAAGGAGAGCACAGAAACUAGACUCGCUAAGGAUUUGGAAGAUAAAGAGGACACAUUGGCGCAUUUACAGCAAGAGUGCAAAACAUUGCAGGAGGUGAUUGCUGAAAAGGAAAGAACAGAAGAAUAUAGUCGACAAAAAACUCAGCGCAUGGAGACGGAACUGGAAACAAUAAAGGAAAUGUUAAAGCAAACUCAAGAAGAAGUAGCUACCUUACAGCAUGAAAGAGAACUGAAAACUAUGGCUUAUCAGAACAGAAUCGAAGAGCUGGAGGUAGCCCUAAAACAGAGGAUAAUAAGUGAUGAUAAUUGGGAGGCCAAGUUGGAAACUGAGCUUGAAAACGAACGCCAGAAAUACUCACUGAGACUGGAGGAAAUAGAAAAUAAUUUUAAGGAAGAGACAAAGAUGGAACUAGAAAUUGAAAGGCAAAAGCAUGAAGAAUUAAUAAGAAAAUUACAAAAACAACAAGAGGAACUGAAGUCACAGAUACCCAGCUUGUUAUCCAAGGCUCGUGCUGAACUUUAUACAGAUAUAAAUGUCUUAGAGAAGAAGCUACAAGAUGCUCAGGCAAGACUUACUAAUAAAGACCAUGCAAAGGAAAGCGAAAUUGGAAACCUGAAAAAAAUGAUUUCUGAAUUGGAACUUCGGUUACAAAGGGAGCAAAACAAUAGUAGAUCAGCUUUAGAAGACAUGAGAAAAGAUAUGUAUACGAAGUCAGAACAACUUAAAGAGCUCACGCAAUACAUGGAAGAGUUAAAACAUCAACUGGACCAUGCAAAGCAAGAGAACUCAUUUCUUAAAGACACAGUACGUAUGGAGUGUGAAGAGCGCCAUGAGCUCAGAGAGGCUUUGACCCAGGCCAGAGAGCAGCUGUUGGAAUUAAAUCAGUCAAGUGGAACCUUUGCAUCAUCAAACAAACGAUUAAUUAAAGAGAGGCAUCCAUCUAACACAUCAACUGUUGUACGUCAGGAACGUGUUCCAUUUCCGUCAUCAAAUAAUACAUCCAAGCCAAUGAGCCUACCUGGAGAUGGAGUAGGAGACAAAGCAUAUAAGCACAGACAGAGCAGUGUACCAAGUUUGCCUGCUAUACCUCCACCACAUCCACCAAGGAACAGGGCAUCUUCACUUACUGAUGUUAAGCAGAAAAUAACUGCAGUGCUCAGAAGCAAUUCUUCCCAACCAAAUCAUCAACUAACAUCAAGGACAGCAGUAUAACAGAAAUGGCAAUGUACAAUUCAGAUUUUUUAAAGUAAAUAAAGUUUAUUAACUGAAACACACUACAUUGGGUAAAGCUUAUGACAUAUCUGCUUUUAUGUGUAAGGGCAAACAUCAAUCCCUAGCUUCUGUAAAGCUGACAAUUUGGUCUGCCUCUUGUGCCAAGUGUGCAAAGUGAGUGAACAAAAGAAAAAUGCACCCUUUGCAUUCAAAACAGCAUUAUUAUUCUCACACCAUCAAUCAAGCCUUUUGUUCAACA
Spea bombifrons (plains spadefoot toad) is the source of this 2308-nucleotide messenger RNA. RefSeq names its product leucine, glutamate and lysine rich 1 (gene LEKR1). The transcript has 11 exons. NCBI's taxonomy places the organism in Eukaryota, Metazoa, Chordata, Amphibia, Anura, Pelobatidae. The record is from RefSeq and is a predicted model, not a curated record. Bases 1 to 2049 code for a protein of 682 amino acids.